AUGGAUAUCGGAUGUAUCUAGUUUCAUUUUGGGAAAUAUUUAUAAGAUUUUUAAUUAAAGUUCUUUUGGAAAGGAAAAAAAAUGACAAGGAGUCUAUAGUAACCCCAAACUAGCUUUCAUACAUAGCAGAAUAUCAAUCAGCACAAUCGAUAUCGCAACUGAAAUAGAGGGAUAGAAUAAAUCAAGUCACCAACGUGAGCUACAAACAAAAAUGAUGGUAUCUGCAAGAGAAACAUUGAUAGGAAGUUGAAUUACAUAUAAUUUUCUAACAUCGUCUUGCAGUGUGGUGUGCCUGACAAAGAAAUACAUGUUUGGUCUUGUGCAAUAAUGUAACAAUUAGUCCUAAAAGAGAAGGUAUUACAAGCCUAAAGCAGCAUAUGAUCUAAUCUGGUGUUUGAACUGCAUAAUGGUCCUAUUUUCCCCAGACAACAAGAAUCAGUUUGCAGCUGUUUAUCUUUGUAUUUAUUAUAUGAUAUUCAUACAGCUGUGUCAGCUUGUAGAAUCACAGAACUGUGAUAUAAGAAUUGAAGAUGAGUUAUGGCCCUUACAGUGGUAUCUGAACAAAUCAGUGGGAGACAAGUAUGACAUGAAUGUUCUACCUGCAUGGAGAAGUUGUAUUAAUGGUACUGGUGUUACAGUUGGCGUGGUGGACAAAGGUGUUCAAAAUCAUAUUGAUUUGGAAAUUAAUAGAAGAUUUGAUUUUAGUGAUGUUGAUGGAGGAACAGUUGCAUCAUUUCAACAUGGUACUAGGGUAGCUGGUGUUAUAGGAGCUCUGAAGAAUAAAAAUUUUACAAUUGGGAUUGCGUUUGGGUCUGAAAUAGCAGAUAUAAAGAUAGCUUCUACAGCUGUAUGGGACACGUUUGAUGUGGCAGCAUUCUAUCAUCAUAUGGAUAGUAUUCAGGUUUACUCCUGCAGUUUCGCUAAUUUCCAUACUGGCACUAAAACAUACAAAUUAGAGAAGAAUCAAGAGGAUGCAUUCAUAAGGGGAACUACUCAGGGCAGAGGAGGUCUUGGAUCUGUUUAUGUUUUUGCUACAGGAAACAGUGGUGAUGUAACAGAACUAAGUCAUGACAGCUGUGCUUAUGACAGACUGGUUACCAAUAGAUAUGUAAUUUCAGUAGCAGGAAUUAUGAAUGAUUUAAGUAAAGUUCCAAAUGGAGAACCCUGCAGUGCCAUGAUGGUAGCUGCUUUUACUGCUAAGGGUGGAGCCCAACAUCAUAAAAUAGUAACAACGGAUGUCGGGAAUACAUCUACAGAAUAUUUUAAUCAGAACUCAGCAGCAGCUCCUAUGGUGUCAGGAGCAGUAGCACUUGCUCUCAGUGCCAAUCCAAAUCUAUCAUAUCGUGAUGUGAUGCACCUUUUGGUUUUAACAUCUAGGGGAGAUCUGCCUGAAUUUAAACAAGGAAACUAUUUCAUGAAGAAUGCAGCAAACUUAUCAGUUUCCUCAUAUUUUGGAUUUGGCUUGCUGGAUAUGGGAGCACUUGUUCAACGGAGUCAAGGUUGGAAAAAAGUACCAGCACGGGAGAGCUGUAAUGCAAACAUGUACAGUCCUUGUUGUAAAGCUGUGGAGGAAUACUAUCAUCUUGUAGAGGUAAAGUCGUGUACAAUCAGUUACACAGAACAUGUUGAAGUAAAACUCAUGAUAAAUCAUCCACAUGCUGGGCAGAUACAGUGGGUUCUGACAUCGCCUCACGGAACCAAAUCUACAAUACUUCCAGGCAGGUUGUUGGAUUCAACAAGAUAUAUGAACCUGACUGUCUUAACUGUUCAGAUGUGGGGAGAAAAUCCUAAUGGAUUCUGGAAAUUAAAACCUACAGCUCUUUUUGAUAGAAACUUAGAUGGUGGUAGAGUGGAGAACAUCAGUUUAACUAUACAUGGGUUUGACUGUUCAUCAUCUGACUUAAGCUGUUUAAAGCCUGCUGUACAAGAUGAAUCAUUUUUCAUCACACCACCCCCAUAUGAAGUUACUACAGAUAAAACUACAGAUAAACCAGAUAAACCAGAUAAACCAGAUGAAAAUCGUAAAUCUAUCAAUCAUUCCGUCAUUAUAAUUGUUGGGGUGUUAGCAGUUGUAUGUGUAGUCAUAGUUAUACUGCUUGUUGUCAAGAGAAAGAAAAAGUUGUGUUUUAAAGAAAGAUUAAGAUCAAAGAAUUCAGAGAAUUCAGAGAAUUACCCAACAGAGCAGCAUAUUCCUCUGAAAUGUUAGCUUUAUAAAGAAUGACAAUAAAUAUAUCUAUAUACAUAAAGAACCUCUAGAUAAUUUAAGUCAACUGUCAUUCUUACAAAGGCGUCAGAUUGUUAUGAAAAAAGGAUAUUGUACACAGAACAUAUACAAUAUAUAUAUAUAAGGUUGGUUUUUUUAGCUCACCGGGGCCUUCGGGCCCCAUGUGAGCUUAUGCCAUCACUUGGCGUCCGUCGUCUGUCGUCGUCGUCGUCUGUCGUCGUAAACUAUUUAAAAAAUCUUCUCCUCUGAAACUACUGGGCCAAAUACCUUCAAACUUUUACUAAAUGUUCCUUAGGGUAUCUAGUUUAUAAAUUGUAUCCGAAGUUUUGAUCUGUUGACAAACAUGGCUAAAAAUAGAACAUAGGGGUCAAAUGCAGUUUUUGGCUUAUAUCUCAAAAACUAAAGCUUUUAGAGCAAAUCUGACAUGGGGUACAAUUGUUCAGUUGGUCAAGAUCUAUCAGCUGUGAAAUUUUCAGACGAAUCAAACAACCCAUUGUUGGGUUGCUGCCACCAAAUUGGUAGUUUUAACAAAAUUUUGCAGUUUUUUGUUAUUAUUUUGAAUAUUAUUAUAGAUAAAUAUAAACUGUAAGCAGCAAUAAUGUUCAGCAAAGUAAGAUCUAUAAAAAAGUUAAUAUGACCAAAAUUGUCAAUUGACCCCUUAAGGAGUUAUUGCCCUUUAAAGACAAUUUUACACAAUUUGUUCAUCAAGUUUGCUAACAUUUAAAAAUCUCCUUCUGAAAUGCAGGUGAGCGAUUCAGGCUCUUGAGAGCCUCUUGUUUUGAAUACUAAGCAGGUUGUACCAACCUUGAGAAAAGUAAUAACUUUCUUAAUAUGGAAGUGUUUUUCUGAGUGCAGGUGACCUUAUGAUUAUUUACCAUGCUAUUUAGACAAAAUUUGUUCUUCCUACAACAAAGUGUUGUAACAGUCUCAAUGUUAAACUGCCAUAAAAAAAUCAAUAAAUCAUAGGAAUUGUAUGCAAACUAUACAGGUACUUAGUUAACCAUCUAGCCAGUCUCAAUUAUAUAAGUAAAUGCAUAAAAUCCAACUUGUAGUUAUGGUUUAGACUCACUAACCAAAAAAUCAGCCUUCUGGUUACUUACUCAAUGCACAUAUAGAUAUUCAAAAUGGCAUGAAUUGUGUGCAGAAACCUAUGUAAUUUGGAACUUUCCAUUAUGAGAUAUGAUAAAAUCUUUAUUGGCAAUCCCACCUACUGCAUAUUGCUAGAAUAUAAUCAUUUGGAAAU
Molecule: messenger RNA, 3467 nt
Organism: Mytilus californianus (California mussel)
Lineage: Eukaryota; Metazoa; Mollusca; Bivalvia; Mytilida; Mytilidae
Product: neuroendocrine convertase 1-like
Exons: 18
Coding region: 407-2206 (599 amino acids)
Biological process (GO): protein processing
Cellular component (GO): Golgi membrane; trans-Golgi network
Molecular function (GO): serine-type endopeptidase activity
Source: RefSeq, a predicted model, not a curated record